Messenger RNA from Nicotiana attenuata, 1098 nucleotides. RefSeq lists its product as uncharacterized. The transcript has 4 exons. The record is from RefSeq and is a predicted model, not a curated record. Bases 53 to 772 code for a protein of 239 amino acids. NCBI's taxonomy places the organism in Eukaryota, Viridiplantae, Streptophyta, Magnoliopsida, Solanales, Solanaceae.
AGUUUUCUCCAAUAGCGCGUCAGUGGUAGAACUAGGGCAUUGCAUUGCAGAAAUGAAGGUCGCCCCUAAAGUAAUACUACUGUUCCGAGACUCUAGCGGCUUCGGCACCGCCAUCUUCGAAGCUCUUCAACCUAACCCUAACUCCAACUUUCAAAAGAGACAAGAAUCGCUUGAUUUAUCCUUAGAACGUUAUGGAAUCAAAGAUCAAAAGGUUUCUGUCGAGAUCGUUCAUUUUCUCGAUGGCUCAAAUCAGGUGUCUGUGUUGCUUUUGGAAAAUUACGAGCCUCCAACACUUGCUUGUGCUCUCAAUGAGGUUCUGUCAAUGUUAGUAGGAGAUGGGUCAUCAAAUAUGCCGACAAUUGUAGCCCCUUUUCUUGUGGCUGACACUAAGCUUAAGAUGGAAAAUAGAACUUCCCUUGGCGUUGACAACAUCUCAGUUUAUGGUUUGCAAGUAGGUGCCUCCAGUGGCCUUACUAAAGCUUUGGUCACGAAUUUGCGAAGUCCACCCCCGUCGUUGCAGAUUUUCCACGAACAGUUGGCCUGCUUACUUCAGUUGGUUCGAGUCUUGAACUUGCCUACUUUAGUUAUAAUUGGCAGAAAAGGUCGAAAGUUGCAUCGUAAGACUUCAGAAGAGGAACUCGAGGUGAUACAUGAGAUAGGACAGCAUUUGGCUAGCUUCUCAUCUCUUAAUUUCUCAGCAGAAAAGAUAGCAUGGGAUGCAACCAAAUCUUCAAGAGAAACUCAAGAGCCUUGGCGUGCAUUAUAUGGGUGAAUCUUGCCACAAUCAGGAGCUAAGCAUUAACGCUGAUUCAUCUUUACAUGGAGUGUUAUUUAGUUUCAGUAUGCUCCUAGCAGACCUGUGGGAAAGCACAAUUGCGUCUGUUGUUUCAACCCGGAGAGACCCAAUUAUUCCGAGAGGCAGAUGACUUACUUGACAGUAUUCACUUUCUUUUAUGGUUUGAACGAGUAUGCUUACUAAGUUGUCUGCCUGAGAAACAAAAUGUAAAGCUUCUAAUUCCGAGAUCUAUUGAUUGACCAUUCUCAAUUUUUUUCUGCAUGUCAUGUGUUGCUUAUCUAGUGAAAACAAGUCCUUCUAUA